Molecule: messenger RNA, 966 nt
Organism: Neoarthrinium moseri
Lineage: Eukaryota; Fungi; Ascomycota; Sordariomycetes; Amphisphaeriales; Apiosporaceae
Exons: 2
Coding region: 1-966 (321 amino acids)
Biological process (GO): regulation of DNA-templated transcription
Cellular component (GO): nucleus
Molecular function (GO): RNA polymerase II cis-regulatory region sequence-specific DNA binding; DNA-binding transcription factor activity, RNA polymerase II-specific
Source: RefSeq, a predicted model, not a curated record
AUGCCGCCACAUGCCUCCGAGUCACCGGCCAAGAAACAGAGCAAAUGGUCGCCCGAGGAAGAUGCCCUGAUCAUCGAGCUGCGUGGGAGUGGGAUGAAGUGGGAGGACAUCUCCAAGAGGUUGCCAGGACGGAGUGCCAUCAGCUGUCGACUUCACUAUCAGAACUACCUGGAACGAAGAAGCGAGUGGGAUGAAGAAAGGAAAACAAAACUGGCACGACUGUACGAUAGGCUGAAACCGGAGAUGUGGGCAAAAGUUGCAGAGGAGAUGGCAGUUCCCUGGAGAGCAGCAGAGGCGAUGCAUUGGCAACUGGGCGAGCAGGAGAUGGCACGCCGGGCUGGCGUUGUGCCGUUUGCCCUCUCGGCACAUGGGCCUGACAAUAUGCAACAACAACAACAACAAGGGGUAGUUGGCCGGGCGCCGCCAUCCCGAGGGCACGCCCACUCCCGAUCCCAGGGGAGCAUAUUUCGUGACACCGUCGACCCCUCGAGAGCCUACGGCCGCGGCAUGCCGACCCUGCCACCUGGCCUGCCGGGGCGGCCUCUGGGUCCCGGCCCGGGUCCUGGCCCGCGCAAAGAGGCCGGCCCUCCUCCCCACCUGCCAACACACCUCGAACACGGCGAACCGAUGGCGUAUUCCCACUCCGGGGGCGGGCCGCUCGCGCCCAUCCACUCGCAGAGCCAGGCGCGCCCGGGCAUGCUGCCUGGUCUGGCGGAGCUGACCACGGGUGUCAGCCCGUACAGCACCCCGGCCUACUCGGUGGGCGUUCCGAGCGCGAGUCCCGCCCAGAGCGCCACGGCGAGCCCAGGACCCUUCCUGCCGGCGUUGAGCUACCCUCCCCUGGAGCCGGCGGGCUCGAAACGCCGGCGUAGCCCGGAGCUGGGCCCGCCGGAUCCGAACCGUCGGCGACACCUGGACCCGCGGUCCGACCACCUGGACAAGACGAUCCCGCGGCAUAUGCCGUGA